GUAGACGUUUAGAACUUGUCGUGUUGGCAGAGGCGACAGCUUUUUGGUCUGCCGUUGGCCAACGAACCCCCAUCGAAUCCUAUAUAAAUGCCCGCUGGAAAGCGUAUUGCUAUCAAGUCGACUAUAGACGACACAAAUCAGACGCUCUCCUGAUCAUGAAGUUAGAAGUUUGCUUAAGCGUGUGUAUAUUUCUGUUGGCAUCACUUAUGUCGGUGGAUGCCAAAAAAAGAAGCACAAAGAAAGUGAAGCCAUGGGAAGACCCAGACCGAGAUCGAACCAACGAUUUACUUGUCACUAAAAUAGUGUACUUUGACAUUGAGAUUGAUGAUGAUCCAGUCGGAAGAUUCGAGGUUGGACUUUUUGGCGAGACAUGUCCCGUCACAGUACAGAACUUUGCUGCUCUAGCAAGAGGAGGCUGGAGAAAUGAUAAGAAUAUGAGCUACAAAAACACAAUAAUUCAUCGCGUGGUGCCUGACUUUGUAAUCCAAAUGGGUGACAUCACAAGUGGAGACGGCACAGGAGGAAGGAGUAUUUACGGAGAAUAUUUCGCUGACGAGAACUUUAACUUGAGGCAUUGGGGUCCAGGAUGGGUGUCGAUGGCAAAUGCUGGUCCAGAUACGAACAACUCACAGUUCUUCAUCUUGCUAAACAGCGCAAAAUGGCUUGAUGGUAAACACGUUGUUUUCGGAAAAGUAAUUAAAGGAAUGGAGGUAAUCGAUCAAAUCACCGAAGAGGAAACUAACGAGUACGCUUAUCCAGAGAGAAUCAUCCGAGUUGUUGAUAGCGGUGUCAUCCCCGUAAAAGAGCCAUACCACCUCCCUCACCCAGAAGGUCUAGACUUAAAUAAUGGUACAGCUACCAGCACCACAGAUAAACCAUAAACCUUUAAAGGGACUAUCACUCGUGAGAAAUAUUAUAAUCGUUUUCUUUUAUUUUGAAUGGGUCCGACGUUCAUUCACAAACACUUCACUAACAUUCCAUUGUGGUAUAGGCCUAGGUACUGUAUAAUGUGCUUUUGUUCAUUAUUGCAGUUUUUCCUUAUUUACUUUGAUCAUAAUCUAUCUUUAUGAAUACCAAUAUGAUAAGUUUACUUGGCUGAUUCAUCGGUACUUCAAACCGAUUGCUUAAUACUAAAACGCGCUAAACACGGCUUUAACUUCAAACGUCCUUCUAUUCUACAUAUUUGCUAAUUGUUCAUCUUCUGACAGGCAUAAUACUUUAAUGACUUAUAAACAAGUUUAAACGUCCUUCUAUUCUACACAUUUGCUAAUUGUUCAUCUUCUGACAUUCGUAAUACUUUAAUGACUUAUAAACAAGUUUAAACGUCCUUCUAUUCUACACAUUUGCUAAUUGUUCAUCUUCUGACAUUCAUAAUACUUUAAUGACUUAUAAACAAGUUUAAACUCAAAUGCCCCUGAUUUACAUGGUGCUUCAUUCUUUAUAGCCUAAUAUAAAGAGUAAAAACUUUAAAAAAUAAAGACACGUUUGAAUUGAAUUGCUGAACCGUAGUUUUUUUUUAUUGCCAAUAGGCCUAGAUCAUGUUAGUAAAUUAAUUAAUUGCCAGAUUUUCUCAUAUUAUGUGUGACUUUUUUUUCUUAUAAAAUGUCGAUGGUAUUUUUUAAAAGUUCAUGUAAAUCUUUCAAUAAUUUCCUGAUCUAGUUUUUGAAAUAAAUAUUGUCGACUAAAA
Anneissia japonica is the source of this 1687-nucleotide messenger RNA. Its product is annotated as peptidyl-prolyl cis-trans isomerase B-like. Lineage: Eukaryota; Metazoa; Echinodermata; Crinoidea; Comatulida; Comatulidae. Gene Ontology annotation, biological process: protein peptidyl-prolyl isomerization. Gene Ontology annotation, cellular component: intracellular membrane-bounded organelle. Gene Ontology annotation, molecular function: peptidyl-prolyl cis-trans isomerase activity. The record is from RefSeq and is a predicted model, not a curated record. Bases 156 to 881 code for a protein of 241 amino acids. The transcript is spliced from 5 exons.